Molecule: messenger RNA, 1840 nt
Organism: Solanum lycopersicum (tomato)
Lineage: Eukaryota; Viridiplantae; Streptophyta; Magnoliopsida; Solanales; Solanaceae
Product: spermidine synthase 2-like
Molecular function (GO): catalytic activity
Source: RefSeq, a predicted model, not a curated record
CACUUAUUACUUGUCUUCAAGAAAGUAUGCACACUUUCUAUGUCAUGUUAGCAUUUAUGGUGUAUUUAUUUCAUUUUAUAUUACUUUAAGGGAUAAUAAAACCCUAGUUAAAUUUAAGUGUAUCGUCUCUGUAAUUUUAAUCAUAAUAUAAGAAAUACUUAUACAUUAUGCCUAUAUUUAAAUGAUAUAUUUUCAAUAAGUCUUCAACCAACCGUAAAAAAAAAAGGGCCAAUGGACCUCAAACAAUAGGUCGUGUUACACGCCCUCUAAUCUAAACAAUACAAUACAGCUCAGCAAGAAAGAAUUUAUAAUUCCAAAAUAUUCAAGAAGGUUGAUGAAUAGCUAUAUAGUUAUUGACACUGCAACUCCCUCUUAUAUAAUAAGAUUAAUAAUAAAUUAAAAUAUUAUGAGAAACAUGUGUAUAUAUUAGAGUGCAAAAUCUUAGUUUUAGAAACAUAAAAAAAAAAAUUAAAAAAAAAAAGAUAAUGGAAGAGGAAUGUGUUGUGAGUGUUGAUUAUGGCAAUGGCAAAGAAAUGGAAUGCCUUUCAAUUAUUCCUGGAUGGUAUUCAGAUGUUAGUGAUCUCUUUCCUGUACCUGGAGAAAUCAUGUCAAUUAAGAUAGAAAAGAUAUUAUUCAAGGGAAAGUCAAAGUACCAAGAUAUUAUGAUCUUUGAGUCAUUAACUUAUGGAAAAGUUAUAGUUCUGGAUGGGAUAAUUCAACAUACAGAGAGAGAUGUAUGUUCUUAUGUUGAAAUGAUUGUCCAUCUCCCACUUGCUUCUAUUCAUAACCCCAAAAAGGUUUUGAUUAUUGGAGGAGGAAUGGGAUUUACUUUAAGAGAAGUUUUACGUUAUCCAUCCGUUGAAAAAGUUGAUUUGGUCGAAAUUGAUGACAUGGUGGUUAAUGCUUCAAGGAAAUAUUUUCCUGACAUAGCUAAGGGAUACGAUGAUCCACGUGCAACACUUUAUGUAGAAGAUGGAAAUGCAUUUGUGAAGAACACAGCUCCAGGAACAUAUGAUGCAAUUAUCGUAGAUUCUUCUGAUCCUAUCGGAUCAUCAAAGUUUUUCUUUGAAAAGCCUUUUUUUGAGGCAGUUUCAAAAGCCUUAAGGCCAGGAGGAGUUUACUCAACUCAAGGUGAAAGUGCAUGGAUUUUCUUGGAUAUUAUUCAAAAACUUGUUGAAGAUUGCAACAUAUUCUUCAAAGGCUCUGUCAAUUAUGGAUGGACUAAUGUUCCUUCAUACCUAAGUGGGGCUAUUGGUUUUGUUAUUUGCUCUACUGAGGGGCCUCCAGUUGAUUUCAAGAAUCCUGUAAACAAAGUUGAUGUACAUAUCAUCUCUGCAAAAUCUGAAUCCCCUUUGAAGUAUUAUAACUCAGAGGUUCAUACUGCUGCAUUUGCUUUGCCAACUUUUGCUCAAAAGGUGCUUUGUUCAAAAAAGUGAUUCUUAUUGAAAGAGAUAUAGUACUAUAUAUUUGAUGUUCAAAUAAAUUUGCAAGGGGAUAGUCAAUUGCAAACCUUAUUUUCUUUUAAUAAAUAAAUGGUUGUUAAUUUAAUCUCAAGUUCAAAUUUUAUUUUCUUGUAAUAAAUGGUUGAUUGCACUUGUGGAUGUUUAGGCCGUUCAAAUUGGAUAUGGAAAUGUCAGUUUUGAAUAUUUAUGAUAUAUAUCACAACUAUUAAAAAUUUAAUAACUCAAAAAUGUUUUGAAUAUUUAUGAUAUAAUUUGUUAUAAUUUCGAGCUUCUAGUUCAACAAAAGCCAUAUCACUAUGUAAUUGAGAUAUUUGGGAACAAAGAUAUCUGUGAAAUUUAUAAUGAUCGUAUAAUUUUAACUUAGAUACAUGUACAGU